UUUCCACGUACUAUCCAUGCAGCGCCAUGAGCUCAAAAGAUAACCUGGCCCUGGAUCUUGAGCACGGCGUGCGCCGAUGGGACCGCGCGCGCUGGAUUUCCGUCUUCAGCUCACAUAACCCGACUAUCCGCGAGGUCACCGAGUGCCUGGGCCUUGGCCUGUCGGCCUCGUCGUCGACCACCAACCGCGGCAUCCCCAAGUUCGACAACCCAGAUUAUCGCAAGCUGUCGAGCGAAGUCACCAAGCUGUCCAAGGAACUGCCAAAAGAACGAGAUGCAUUGCUCGAUUUUGCCGCGGACCCGCAUUCCCUGGACCAGGAGCUCGAGGACCUGCUAGCGAGUUACGGACCCGCUAUUUGGGGCAAGGAUACCGACCGCAGCUGCCUGUUGACGCCGGAUGCUACCAAGAAGACGUACAACAAAGAUUUGUUUUACGAGGAGCCCGAGCACAAGGACAUCCUCAAGAUACACCUGCAUCGAUGGAUCAUCAUCAAGGCCUGCUACUACAUUCGCAACAUGAAGCUAAAAAGACCUUCGGGUGCGAAUGAAUAUGACCAGCUCGCCGACAUGGACACUGAAGGCCUAUCACCGCACAGCACACCGCAGUCGCUUACUCCACCAGACAUGGACACCGCCACUGGAGCCGACCUGGAAGUCAAGCCAAUCAAUCUCAAGAAACGCAAAAGCAACGCCCAUCUGACCAUGUCGGACGACGAGGAGAUGCUGGACGCGACUCCUGUCAAGCGGCCCUACAGCACCAUGCCCAUCAGCCGCAAGGACAGCCCGAGGAAAUCACUCAAAUCACUCUACCCCGCCGUUUCGGGCAGUAUGGAGAACAUGCCGCCAAUGCCACUGCAUGUCCACCGUUUCUCUCCGGCACCAGGCACCGGGCCCGAAGUCAGCAGGCCGCAGCUUGCUCCUCUCUCAAACAACGAGCUCAAUGGUGCAUCUCGGCCACUUGCUAUUUCCCAGGGCCUGGCACCAGUGAGUUUUACAGCCGUCAACUCUGGAAGCUUUACUGCGGUCAACACUACAACGCCCGUCAAGGAGCCUCUCCGGGAUCCAGUGCGGGAAGCUUCGCGAGAAAACUCCAAGGAGCUCCCGCGGCCCUCGCCUGCAACCGGCCAUCGCCACAGCAAUAGCUACACGAGUCCGUAUGAGCCAUCUCCGCACAACUCUGCUCCUAACCGGCCUGCUACCGACCCUCCACGUUCUGUGCCGCCGGCGACGCCCAUUACUGCUUCUAGCAGCCACGUGUUCCAGCCUAUAACCUCAACGGCAUCUACUAAUGGAACCAGUGGGCACCCCAAGAAGGAAUCACCUGCACUCCAGCAUGUCCAGCACGCUCACAUCGCUCCGCAGCCACCGUCACAACCACCGUCACAACGACAAAGCCCGCAGUUGCACCACGUGCUACACCCCGGCCCGGCGCAACAUACCCAGCAUGGCCAGCUUCCAUCUCAUCCGCAUAUUCAGCCCCAACAGUCUUCAACUCGACCCCCGAGUCCAGCUAAUGCUUCAACACACCACUUUGGUCGGUCUCUUGCACCCCAUCCUCGCAGUAGAUCCAGUACACCCCAUGCGCAGGCCGCAUCUAAUAAGCCACCUACGGCACCUAAUACGCAGCCGGCGCCUGUAUCCUCUGUACAGACAGCAAGCGCUUACGGAAUACAACUGGUUCCCUCACAGGAACCGUCUUCAGCACUUACCCGGCAAGCGGUCCCCACAGCCGACCUCCGCCUUCUCCAAUGCGAAGUCACGGCCGGCCUGUUUACGUUCUUUUUCCCUCGCACUACAAUGCCUCCAGACGAGACAGCCCUUCUGCAGCGGCUCCAUGCGCUAUGGUUCCAUGGCGAGUCGCUGUUCCGCAGUGAGCUUGCAGGCCACUACGAGCUGGUUUCCAAGAUUCUGACUGCGUGGCUGCACGAACGCCAGGCCAUUUCAGCACUACGUCACUCAAUGGCAGCGAAUCCGGGCGUGUCACACGUGGGGCUUGUGGAUCGCCUGCUGGCGAUGAAUGAUCUUCGAGCCAUGCGACUCAAGUGGAAGAACAUGAGCCCGAUUGACGGCAUGAGCCCCGAAGAUCUGCUGUGCAUGGCGUUCAAGGCCAUGACCAACACCGAGGGCAGCGAAUACCUGUUCAAGGACGGCCUGGCACGGCUCGAGCUCGGCGUGUUUGAGUUUCUGCGCAACGAAGACAGUAAAAUUGUCAUGCAGAGACGAGAGACGCGAGCGGUGUAAGCUUGCCGGGAACCUUCUCAACGACUCUUUUCUUUUGGAUUCUCUUGCAUCUUUCUCACGUUGUACUAAUGCACUACUGUAGCGUGGGUGGCCCGUGUGGGUAUUCUCUUGGUUGGCGUUUUCCUUAGCGAUGGCGUUUUCGUCUCUUUUGUUCUUCAGAUACCCGCCUAGGGUUGGGAAAAGCCAGUGUUUUAGUUUUGUUCACGCCGCAUGUUUUAGUAGACUGAGAUAAGAGUUUUGUAAUAGGUCGGGGACAGGAGCCGCGCAACGGUCGCAGUAUAUGUGGCGGGUGGUAAUGGCUGGCUGGCUGGCGCGUGCAGGGGCGCAUACGUAUAGGGAGCAGGGCCGGUCUUUUUUGGGCGUAGGUAGGAUGCCGGAGUUUGUGCC
Molecule: messenger RNA, 2627 nt
Organism: Exserohilum turcica Et28A
Lineage: Eukaryota; Fungi; Ascomycota; Dothideomycetes; Pleosporales; Pleosporaceae
Exons: 4
Coding region: 27-2240 (737 amino acids)
Source: RefSeq, a predicted model, not a curated record